Cyanistes caeruleus (blue tit) is the source of this 512-nucleotide messenger RNA. NCBI's taxonomy places the organism in Eukaryota, Metazoa, Chordata, Aves, Passeriformes, Paridae. The record is from RefSeq and is a predicted model, not a curated record.
CUGGAGCGGCGCACGGGGCACAGCCUGGCCGAGCACAAGGAUUUCAUUGACAACGAGAUGCUGCUGGUGCUGGCGCAGAUGGAUCGGCCUUCCCGCGUCUUCCCGCACCUCUUCCUGGGCUCCGAGUGGAAUGCAGCCAACCUGGAGGAGCUGCAGCAGAACAGGGUCACCCACAUCCUGAAUGUGGCGCGGGAGAUCGACAACUUCUUCCCGGCGCUGUUCACGUACAUGAACGUGCGGGUGUACGACGAGGAGGCGGCCGAGCUCCUGCCCCACUGGAACGACACCUUCCUCUUCCUCUCCCGUGUCCGGGCGGCAGGAGGCCGGGCACUGGUGCACUGCCGGAUGGGGCUGAGCCGCUCGGCCGCCACAGUGCUGGCCUACGCCAUGAAGGAGUUCGGGUGGCCCCUGGAGCGGGCGCUGCGGCACGUCCGGCACUGCCGGCCCGGAGUCCUGCCCAACCCGGGCUUCAUGCGCCAGCUCGACUUCUACCAGGGCAUCCUGAGUGCCAG